Striga asiatica is the source of this 318-nucleotide messenger RNA. The record is from the annotation of a GenBank genome assembly. Lineage: Eukaryota; Viridiplantae; Streptophyta; Magnoliopsida; Lamiales; Orobanchaceae.
AUGUCUUUGAUAGACAAGAAGAGCUUGCAUUUUAACAUAUACAGAUUAUUCAUUUUUCCUUCCACAAUCAUAGAGUGCCAUCAUAAUGACUUCUCCAACCAAGUUUGUACUUGUAUUAAUCUUAAUUAUCUUGAACAUUACAGGGCAAUAACUGAAAAUGUAGGUGGAAUAGCGCUUGUAAUUGAAGCAGUAAAAUCAACCGCCAUACGAAGCCUCAACUCAUUCGCCAUAUCAAUAAAAUGUUAUCUUGCAAUCGUCUGGCAAUGGCAAAUUACUCAUGACACUGUUUUGGAGUGUAGUGCCCCAUUAGAAUAUUAG